Williopsis jadinii is the source of this 1111-nucleotide messenger RNA. RefSeq names its product Golgi transport complex subunit COG7 (gene COG7). The transcript has a single exon. Lineage: Eukaryota; Fungi; Ascomycota; Saccharomycetes; Phaffomycetales; Wickerhamomycetaceae. The coding region runs from base 199 to 1080 and encodes 293 amino acids. The record is from RefSeq and is a predicted model, not a curated record.
CGAAGCUCUGUAUAGGCGUGCUUUGACAACGUUUGUAAUUCACCGUAUACAAACAAUUGAACGAGUUGUUGUGUUUUGCUACAGCUAACUCAGGCAUUGUUAUUUUCUCGAACUUCAAACAAACACUUUUUGGGUUUCCACGUUGUUGAUCUCUAGCACUGUUGCAUCCCACAACAUCGCAACAACCCUUUAGCCAACAUGUCUGAUGAAUUACUGUCGAUGUUCUUUGACGAUGAGUUUGUUCCACACGCUUACCUGGAUGCCGUGUAUGCCCAGAGUGCUGUGUCAAGUGGUGGUAAUAACCUGACUAAUCUGAAGUACAUCCAACAACUCCAGGAACGGUCGGCUAUUCUGCUGACACACAUGGAUUACUAUACGAAUGAACUGACGAAUGAGCUGGAGUCACAAAUUUCAAAACUGUACAACUGCAACUCUAUUGUUUCCUAUUCCUAUGACGCCAGUGCGAAGGGGAGUGUAGGCUCUUCAAACAACCUAAUGCCGACAACGAGAUUGGAGUACUACAUUGACUCCUUGUCAAUAUCUAUACAUUCGCUUAACGACACAAUCGCUGCUAUUGGUACGAAAUUAAAGGAGAAUAAAGACCAGGACUCAGAGGGCCCUUUUAAAGGUAUAAAUAAGCUUUUACUGUUGACUAAGGCCAAACAAAAUUUGCUCGAGGUUCAAAAUGCACUUGAGACGAUCAAGUCUGUUGUAUCAAUUGCUUACGAUGAAAGCAAGUCAAACACUAAGAAAUCUCGUGUUGCACCUACUGGCUCGAAAAGCAAUGAUGAAUUGACUAUUCAAAUAACGCCAUCAGAGUUACAGGAAUCGUUGAAUGUCCUGUCUGAAACAAUUGUUGAACAACUCAAGAACAGACUAAAGACUGAGGAUGAGUUCCAAGUGGACAAGGAGUUGUUACAAAAAGUGGAUGACUUUUGUGAUCUAUUACCUGUUUUCAAGAGUUUAGGCGAGUUCAACACUGUGUACAGUGUAUUUGCAAAGACUAUAAAGUCAAAGAAAGACGAAUACUUGGAAACGAAAUCAUUAGACGAUGAAUUGAGUGCAAAAAUUCUUAAAUAGACGAAAUUUACCCAAAUCCUGCCCAUUCAAC